AUGAACCCCACACAGCGUGUUGUCAUAAUCGGUGCCGGGAUCGUUGGCACCAAUGUUGCUGACGAGUUGGUAUCACGGGGAUGGACUGACAUUACCGUUGUCGAACAGGGCCCUCUACAUAUGCCGGGUGGCUCGACUUCUCAUGCACCGGGCCUUGUGUUCCAGACGAGUCCUUCCAAGACUAUGACCAAGUUAGCAAGCUACACAAUCCAGAAACUGCUCUCAAUUGAAAAAGACGGUCAAAGUUGCUUCAAUCAGGUUGGCGGCCUCGAGAUAGCCACGACGCCGGCUCGAGUGGAGGAACUGAAGCGCAGACAUGGCUUUGCUUCGUCAUGGGGCAUUGUGUCACGACUUCUUAAUACUCAGGAAUGUCUCGAGUUAUAUCCACAUCUCGAUCGAAAUGUCGUACUAGGCGGAUUCUAUAUUCCCAGUGACGGACUUGCCUUGGCUGCUCGCGCAACGCAGCUACUCAUUGAACGAACCAGCAAAGCCGGAGUCCGCUAUAUCGGUGAGACACCUGUUACGGCAAUCGAACAGACAGACUCGCGAGUGACAGGCGUAACUACCCCUGAUGGAACGAUUCCAGCCGAUAUCGUCAUUUCUUGUGCUGGAUUCUGGGGUGUAGAGCUGGGCGCGAUGGUGGGCGUGUCUAUUCCUUUGCUUCCACUGGCACAUCAAUAUGCUAAGACUGCGGCUGUACCAAAACUUGCUGGUCGUGAAGUCAAUAAACGGAUAAAUGGAAUGAAUGCAACAUUGCCUAUACUACGACACCAAGACCAGGAUCUCUACUACCGUGAGCAUGGCGAGCAAUAUGGAAUCGGAUACUAUGGCCAUCGCCCGAUGCCUGUUGUCGCAGAGUCACUAGGUCUCACCCCCAAGCAUGUCGAUGAAAAGCACAUGCCAUCCCGUCUUGACUUUACGAAGGAGGACUUUGAACCGGCUUGGAAGGAGUCCCAGAAGCUUUUGCCUGCCCUCCGCGACACCGAAAUUGCAGAUGGCUUCAAUGGAAUCUUCUCGUUCACUCCAGAUGGCGGACCCAUCGUUGGACAAGCCCCAAAUCUAGAUGGUUUCUGGGUAGCUGAAGCGGUUUGGGUAACCCACUCUGCUGGUGUUGCUCGAGCUUUGGCUGAGGUUCUGACCACGGGUCGAUCCCAGAUCGAUCUAAGCGAGUGCGAAUUAUCUCGAUUCGAGGACGUACAACUUACUCGCGCUUACAUCAACGAAACCUCCGCACAAAACUUUGUUGAGAUCUAUGACAUUCUUCAUCCCUCACAGCCUAAAGAAUCUCCCCGCAAUCUUCGUGUCAGCCCAUUCCACUCUCGCCAAAAAGACCAAGGAGCUUUCUUCCUCGAACUUGCAGGCUGGGAGCGCCCAUUCUGGUACGAGGAAAACCGGAAGUUGCUGAACUCUCUUCCAUCAGAGUGGAAAGCCAUUGAGAGAGAUCCCUGGUCGUCCAGGUUUCAUUCCCCCAUUGUUGCAUUUGAGGCCUGGAAGACCCGCAAUGCUGUGGCCAUGUACGAUAUGACGUCUUUUCAUCGGUUUGAAGUCUCAGGUCCGGGUGCACUUGAUCUGCUCCAACGUCUGACUACCGCUGAUGUCAAUACCAAGUCGGGCGUCAUCGGCUAUGGUCUUCUUCUCAACAACCACGGGGGUAUCCGUAGUGAUCUCUUUAUUGCUCGGCUUGACAAAGACCUUUUCCAAGUUGGUGCCAACACAGCAACUGAUUUUGCUUAUAUCUCCCGAGAAGCUCGCGGACAGGAACAAUGGGUCCAAGUGCGAGAUAUCACUGGUAGCACCUGCUGCAUCGGUCUCUGGGGUCCUCGCUCACGAGAUGUGAUAACCACUAUCAGCCCGGAUGAUUUCUCCAACAAAUCGUUUCCAUAUCUCGACGUCAGAAAUAUUACCGUCAACGGCAUUCCAGUUACAGCUCUGCGCAAGUCAUAUGUUGGUGAGCUAGGCUGGGAGCUUCAAACAAGCGCCGAAUACGGUGGACGGCUUUGGGAUAGCAUAUGGAGCGCAGGCAAGAAUCAUGGUAUCAUUGCAGCCGGUCGAGGUGCAUUCAACGCCUUGCGUCUGGAAAAGGGCUACCGUACCUACGGUGUGGAUAUGAACUCAGAGCACAAUCCAUAUGAGGCAGGUGUCGCGAAUGCUGUCCGUGCGAGCAAAUGGGAGGAUUACGUUGGCAAAGCGGCACUUGAACUCCUUGUGAAGCAGAAACCUACCCGUCUGCUACGUUGUCUCACUAUUAAUGAUGGUCGUUCGAUGGUUCUUGGUAAAGAGCCGGUAUUUUAUAACGAAAAAGCAGUCGGAUAUGUGACAACUGCUGCGUUUGGUUACACGGUUCGCAAACCAGUGGCUUAUGCUUGGCUUCCUUCCACUGUCUCUCUGGGGCAGGUUGUUGAGAUCGAAUACUUUGGUCGUCGAAUUCAAGCUACGGUCGCCAAUGAUCCACUCUAUGAUCCUGAUUCAAGACGCCUGCUUGAUGAUAAGCCAUUCAUCGAUCAAACAUUGCAGAAGCAGCCGAAACCCCGCUUAUAG
Molecule: messenger RNA, 2538 nt
Organism: Penicillium malachiteum
Lineage: Eukaryota; Fungi; Ascomycota; Eurotiomycetes; Eurotiales; Aspergillaceae
Product: GcvT family protein
Exons: 1
Coding region: 1-2538 (845 amino acids)
Cellular component (GO): mitochondrion
Molecular function (GO): protein binding; oxidoreductase activity
Source: RefSeq, a predicted model, not a curated record